Molecule: messenger RNA, 1872 nt
Organism: Angiostrongylus costaricensis
Lineage: Eukaryota; Metazoa; Nematoda; Chromadorea; Rhabditida; Metastrongylidae
Source: the annotation of a GenBank genome assembly
AUGUCUCACUUCACUUUCGUACCUUUCUGCACGUUUGUUGACACAGUGUUUUGGGCUGAACUGAACAGGAGGAAGUUAAAUGAGUGGCGUCUUGAUGAAACGCCUCGUGAACUGGGUGGAAUGAUUUCUUUGUGUGAGUUUGAGAUUUGUUAUUUUAAAGUCGACUGUACGGGUGAUAUGUGCCGGUUAUCGCUCAGCCAUGAGAGCUUUGAACCGUCGUUACCUGGGGCAUAUAGUGGUCGACUUCUGCUUGUGAACACAUUAGAUAGCUUCAAAAGACUGGAUCGAAAAGCACUUCUCGUGGAUGAAGCGAUGAAGGUCUGGGAAAAUAUCAAGUCCGGUAUGUGGCUUGAAGAGCCGAUUUGUUUGAUGCCUUUUACGUUCACUGUGUUCGCCGACUUAAAGAAGUUCCAAUAUCAUUACUGGAAUUGCUAUCCAGCCAUCUGUUACCCAACGAAUAUUAGACAAGAGGUACUUUUUGUGGUCUUCGCUGACCCAUCACCCGUUCCAGGCUGUGCUGGAUGGCCUCUUCGUAAUUUAUUGGCCGCAGUUGCAUAUUUCAAGCGUACAUGGCGCUGGUGUUCUUUUAUUUCCUUGCGAGGAGUCCACCGAUUAUCGGAAUUCAAAAUUUCGUGGGAUGAAACUGAAGUAUGUUGUUUUUAUAAUGGUGCUACUCAGCUUCCUGCUAGUGUCGGAUGGGAGAGAAACAGCGAAGGAAAGUUGCUUUCCCAGUUCGUUGAUAUGCGCCAACAAUUUGAUCCUAAAAAGUUGAUGGAACAAUCCAUCGAGCUUAAUCUAUCACUGAUAAAAUGGCGACUCGUUCCAGAAAUGCAGUUGGUGCGCUGUACGUCACUUAAGGUACUCAUAUUUGGUGCUGGUACACUUGGAAGUAACAUUGCGCGAUGUCUUAUGGGUUGGGGAGUUAAGAAAAUCACGUUCUUGGACAACUCUUCAGUGAGCUACAGCAAUCCUGUGCGGCAAUCGCUUUCUGAGUUUGAAGACGCAAGAAGGUCACGUAGCAAAGCUGAAACGGCAGCAACUGCACUUCAACGAAUAUACCCAUGUAUUGAUUCAAGUGCUGUUUGCCUAACGGUUCCUAUGCCUGGGAUGUUUAGUGAACUUUGUUGCAUUGACGUUUUUCUUUCAUUUUUUUCAGAAGAAAAUGCAUUAGAACGUGACCUAACCAUUAUUGACGAACUUGUUGCAAACCACGAUGUGGUGUUUCUCGCGUUGGAUAGUCGAGAGGCUAGGUGGUUACCGACAGUGCUUGCAACUAAGCAUGGGAAGAUGGCGUUUAGUGUUGCUCUCGGGUUCGAUAAUUACGUUGUAAUACGUCAUGGUGUGAGAAGUUACGUACAAGGUGUAGAAUCUGGUUCUGGCACCGUUGUACCAUAUUCUGAUCUGGCAUGUUACUUUUGCAGUGAUGUUACUGCACCUGGAAAUUCAAGCACCGACAGAACCCUUGACCAGCAGUGCACGGUCAGUCGUGCUGGUCUCUCUAUGAUAGCUUCGGGAAUUGCAGUGGAAAUGAUGGCUUCGGUGUUACAAUAUCGAGAUCCGUUGGCGGCACCAGCAAAUAUUGGCGAACCGGACGAUACAUCGUCUUUAUUGGGUGCGACGCCACAUCAAGUUCGGGGCUAUUUAUCGCGUUUCACUCAGAUGACUCCGUGUGUACGAAGAUUUGAGAAAUGUGUGGCGUGUGGCUGCACCGUUGUGAAUGAGUAUGUUACCAGAGGUGUAGAGUUUGUCAAAGAGGUGAUGAAUUCCCCAACAUACCUCGAGAAGUUGACAGGUUUGGAUCUCCUACAAGCUUCAAUAGACGACGUUCACGUCGAGUUUAGUGACGAUAACGAAUCAAUUAUGUCUAUAUGA